Molecule: messenger RNA, 1380 nt
Organism: Mycena indigotica
Lineage: Eukaryota; Fungi; Basidiomycota; Agaricomycetes; Agaricales; Mycenaceae
Product: Sterol carrier protein 2
Exons: 12
Coding region: 1-1380 (459 amino acids)
Molecular function (GO): acyltransferase activity, transferring groups other than amino-acyl groups
Source: RefSeq, a predicted model, not a curated record
AUGGCAAAAGGACGACGGACAUUCAUCGUAGGCGCGGGAUGCACCGCGUUCAUCAAGCCGCGUGGUUUGCGCAGUACCGAGGACAUGGGCUUGGAGGCCACAACCAAAGCUCUGCUUGAUGCUGGUAUAACAUACGAUGCAGUGGAGACUGCCUAUGUUGGAUAUUGUUACGGCGACUCAACCAGCGGACAGCGUGCUCUCUACAACCUUGGCCUCACCAACAUCCCAAUUACUAAUGUCAACAAUAACUGCUCAACGGGAUCCACUGCGCUCUACAACGCGAAUCUUGCUGUUAAAUUCUCCCAAGUCGAGUGUGCGCUUGCUCUUGGCUUUGAGAAGAUGAAGCCAGGCAGUCUUGGCACUAACUUUCCCGACCGCAUUCCUCCGACCGCGCUCCUUCACCUACGAAGCGAAGAUAUCGAGCGACAGGCACUUGGAGAAAACCACGGGCCUGGUGCGCCCCGGAUCUUCAGCAAUGCUUCUGCGGAAUAUUUCCAGAAGUAUGGUGGGGGAAUGGAGCACCUCGCUCAAAUCGCCUCGAAGAAUCACAAACACUCAGUCAAUAACCCAUACUCGCAAUUUCGCGAUGGAUGGAGCGUCGAACAAGUCAUGAAAGCGCCGAAGAUUACCAAUGAGCUCACUAAGUUCAUGUGCUCUCCAACCUCCGACGGCGCCGCGGCAUGUAUCGUUGCUUCUGAAGACUUUGUUCAUGCACACGGACUCGAGAAUCAAGCCAUCGAGAUAGUUGCUCAGGCUUUGGCAACAGAUGGUCCCGAGGCUUUUGAAAGCCAGAGUGCCAUGCAGGUCGUCGGCUACAACAUGACCAAGGUCGCGGCGGACAAAGUAUUCAAGGAUGCCGGUUUUGCGGAUGGGCAAGGCCGUGAUCAGGUUGGUGUUUUGGAACUGCACGAUUGCUUCGCCGCGAAUGAGCUCGUCAUGUAUCCCGCCCUCGGUCUCUGCGCUGAAAAUGAGGCGCACAAACUAGUUGAACGUGGAGACAAUACGUACGGCGGCAAAUUCGUUGUGAACCCCAGUGGCGGGCUGGAGGCCAAGGGACAUCCUCUUGGCGCGACGGGUCUUGGAAUGCACUUCUAUAUUGCAAUGCAACUGAGGAACUGGGCCGGCCCAAUGCAGGCUCCAGGAUUGUUUGAGGGUUCUGAACAAGGCAAAUACGGAUUAGUCCAUAAUGUUGGUCUCGGCGGUGCCGUUGUGGUGUCUUUACUCCGCCGUCCAGAGUUUUUCAAGCCAGGCGGCGAGGACGGUCGUACCAGGUUGGGAUAUAACCACGCCCACGAGUGCCGACCUGUGACUAUGCAAGACGUCGACAAGGUGAAGUCGAAGAAGAAUUCGCCCUUCGUGCUGCAACACGCCAAGCUCUGA